Molecule: messenger RNA, 679 nt
Organism: Dimorphilus gyrociliatus
Lineage: Eukaryota; Metazoa; Annelida; Polychaeta; Dinophilidae
Source: the annotation of a GenBank genome assembly
GUCACGUGAUCGGCUACGCGUGUAAAAUCGCGUUCGAUUUUUUCUUAUCUGCAGAAUUAUUGACAGGAUAGUUUUUAGAGACACAAUACUAAAGAUGACAAAUUUCGAAGAACCCAUAAAUGGUACAAUCAAUUAUCUUUUCGAUCCUAAUAUUUUAGAAGAAAUAGACUGGAGUAAAAUAAAGUGCAACUUUCAGAAUGGGGUUUCAUAUAAGAAACCAGGAGAUGGAUUGGUUGUACGUCCUUUAAGAGAUGAUGAUAUACAUCGAGAUUAUUUAUUACUUAUGAGUCAGUUGACUAAAGUUGGUAUAGUCACGGAAGAACAAUUUAAGAAAAGAUUUGAAGAUAUGAAAAGAUGUGAAGGAACGUAUUAUAUACUGGUUAUAGAAGACAAAUCCACAAACAAAAUAGUUGGAUCGAGUAGUUUAAUAUUCGAACAAAAGUUUAUUCAUUCUGCAGGUCAGAGAGGAAGAAUUGAAGAUGUUGUUGUCAACGGUGAUUAUCGGGGAAAACAGUUAGGAAAACUACUUGUUCAACUCUUAGUAUUAUUAGGCGAAUUGUUAGGAGUUUAUAAGUUAUCUCUUGAAUGUAAGCACGAUAAGGUUGGAUUCUACGAAAAUUUUGGUUUUGCAAAAGAUGAUCAAGCAUUUAUGAUUAGAAGGUUUAUAGAAAAAAACUAA